Molecule: messenger RNA, 247 nt
Organism: Sphaeroforma arctica JP610
Lineage: Eukaryota; Ichthyosporea; Ichthyophonida
Exons: 1
Biological process (GO): fatty acid alpha-oxidation
Molecular function (GO): phytanoyl-CoA dioxygenase activity
Source: RefSeq, a predicted model, not a curated record
CUGACAAGUAUGUCCAUGCGCUGUUUCAAGUAUACAUCCUGUUGACAAACAUACCUAUAUAUAUAUAUAUAUUUAUAUACCAGCCGUAUAGAUGACACCUGCGUUCCGUUGCUGAUGGAGCCAGGGGACACAGUCUUCUUCCACCCUUUACUGAUUCAUGGCUCUGGUUUCAACAAAUCAACGAAAGCGAGAAGAGCCAUUUCCACUCACUACGGCGGUGCUGACUGCCACUACAUAGAUCAUAAAG